Molecule: messenger RNA, 4715 nt
Organism: Oncorhynchus nerka (sockeye salmon)
Lineage: Eukaryota; Metazoa; Chordata; Actinopteri; Salmoniformes; Salmonidae
Product: lamin-A-like
Exons: 13
Coding region: 363-2384 (673 amino acids)
Biological process (GO): nuclear pore localization; heterochromatin formation; nuclear envelope organization
Cellular component (GO): nuclear lamina; nuclear envelope
Molecular function (GO): structural constituent of cytoskeleton
Source: RefSeq, a predicted model, not a curated record
GUUGCUGUGCUGUGUGUGGGCUCUAUCUGUAUUAUUCCAGCCUGGCUCCUCCUUGCCCCACCCUCUCCCUACUUCCCGCUCUCUUUCUCUCUUCAGCGAUACAUGUGCAGGGAGAGACUGUGACGCAGCCAUUCCAGAGCGUGAGCCAAAGGCACACAGACAGCACUGAUCCUCCUCCCUAUACUCCACAGGGGCACCUCAGACCCAGAGAAGAACACCUAUCUACAACACACAGCGGCAGCUGAACUUCCAGAGAGUCCGGCUGUGCAGACACACACACUGUUCCACCAGGAGGCUUCCACUCACAACCUCACACACCCACUAAGCCUGUCUCCCAGCCAACCACCUGAACCACCUGCUGGAUGUCCACUAUGGAAUCUCCGGGUCAGAAACGAGCCAGCCGCGGUGGGACUGCCACCCCACUCUCCCCAACCCGCAUCUCUCGCCUGCAGGAGAAGGACGACCUGUGCAACCUCAACGAUCGGCUGGCCGUCUACAUCGACAAGGUGCGCUCGCUGGAGAUAGAGAAUGCUGGGCUGCGGCUGCGCAUCACCGAGUCGGAGACCGAGAUCAGCCGUGAGGUGACGGGCAUGAAGGUGGCCUAUGAGACGGAGCUUGCCGACGCCCGCAAGACCCUCGACUCGGUGGCCAAGGAGCGCGCCCGACUGCAGCUGGAGCUAGGCAAAGUCAAGGAGGAUUACAAGGAGCUCAAAGUCAGAAAUGGGAAGAAGGAGUCAGACCUAGAGGCAGCUCUGGCCCGGCUGAGGGAUCUAGAGGCUCUGUUGAACUCUAAAGAUGCCUCUUUGUCCACUGCCCUGGGGGAGAAACGCUCUCUAGAUGCUGAGGUCAGGGACCUAAAGGCCCAGCUAGCCAAGCUGGAGACAGGUCUGAGCGAUGCUAAGAAGCAGCUUCAGGAUGAGAUGCUGAGGAGAGUGGACGCUGAGAACCGCCUGCAGACCCUCAAGGAAGAACUGCAGUUCCAGAAGAACAUCUACGGAGAGGAGCUGAGGGAGUCCAAGCGCAGGCACGAGUCUCGCAUGGUGGAGAUUGACAGUGCAGGAACAAAGCAGGAUUACGAGAGUAAGCUGGCUGAGGCCCUGAUGGAGCUGCGAGCCCAGCACGAGGAGCAGGUCCGCAUCUAUAAGGAGGAGAUCGAGAAGACCUACACCUCCAAGCUGGAGAACGCCCGUCACUCCGCAGACAGGAACAGUACCCUGGUGGGGGCGGCUCACGAGGAGCUGCAGCAGACCCGCGUGCGGAUGGAGGGCAUGUCCUCCCAGCUCAGCCAGCUGCAGAAACAGCUGGCGGCGAGGGAGGCCAGGGUACGUGAGCUGGAGGAGUCUCUGGCCCGGGAGCGGGACACGAUGCGCCGGCGCCUGGAGGACAAGGAGAGGGAGAUGGGGGACAUGCGCAUGCGAAUGCAGCAACAGCUGGAUGAAUACCAGGAGCUGCUGGACAUCAAACUGGCCCUGGACAUGGAGAUCAGCGCCUAUCGUAAACUGCUGGAGGGAGAGGAGGAGAGACUGCGUCUGUCUCCCAGCCCUCCCCCAACCCGAGUCACUGUGUCCCGUACCACCGGCUCGGGCUCAGCACACACCCAUACCACCCGUACCUCGGGCUCAGGACACAGCCACAGCGCCCGAGUGGUCCAGUCCACCAGCGGCAGCCGCAACUCCUCAGGCACGGCUAGCGCCAAGAAGAGACGGCUCAAUGACAACGACAGCGAGACCUCCAGCCUGGCGGGGGGCGCCGUGACGCGUACACGCAUUGCCCAGCAGGCCUCCGCUAGCGGCCGCGUCACCGUGGACGAGGUGGACCUGGAGGGGAAGUACGUCCGCCUCAGCAACAAGGCCAACGAGGACCAGCUUCUGGGCCACUGGCAGGUGAAGAGACAGGUGGGCACCAGCACCCCCAUCGUCUACAAGUUCCCCCCCAAAUUCAACCUCAAGGCAGGACAGACCGUCACAAUUUGGGCUUCAGGAGCAGGCGGCACCCACAACACCCCCUCAGACCUGGUGUGGAAGACCCAGAACUCAUGGGGCAGCGGAGACCUGUUCCAAACCAUCCUGGUCAGCGCCAAUGGAGAGGAAAUGGCACAGAGGAAGGUUACACGCACCCUGUUCCAGGAAGAUGAUGACGAUGAUGGCAACCACAGUGCGUGCGGUGUGGACAGUGACUACAACCUGCGGAGCCGCACGGUGGUCUGUGGCUCAUGUGGCCAGCCGUCUGAUAAGAGCUGUGCCACCUCAGGGGUGUCCAGUGGCUCCUGCUCCAUCAGCAGUGGAGGAGGUCUGCCUGAGGGCCUGAUGUCUCCCCUCUUUAUAAUGGGUAGCAACUCACCCAGACAGGGAGGUCCCAGACCGGAGAACUGCUCCAUCAUGUAAAGCCAGGCAGGCACCAACUUACCUGGACAAGUACCCCCCACACCACACAUGGAUGGGAGAUGCCUUUUUUUAAAUUACUUUUUUAUUUCCUUUGUUUGAUGUAUGAUCUGUCUUAUUUUGUAUGACAUAAUCUGCAGGUUAGAUUGCCUUUGGUGUUUGGCAAAAGCUGUGUAUUCACUUCAGAUAUAUGAGCUUGUAUAUUCUAGUUAUUGCAUGUGGGCUGGGCAGAUGCUUUCACUGUUUAGAGCCAUAUCUAGGGAGAGAGGCACAGAAAGCACCUUUAACCAUUACAGUGGACUUUGAUCCAUAGUGAGCUUUUGCGUCAUGUCUAAACUGUCACAACACUAAACACGCACAGCAGCAAACCCUGCUAUGAAUCAGUGGAUAUGGGGGCUGGAACCAGGGAUCUCUGGCCUGGUAUUCCAAAUACACUACCAUAGAAUGUCACUAAAUGGAGAUGGAGUGAACCCCCUCUGACCGCUAGAGGAUUAUGGGGGUUUGUAUUAGACUGAGCGAUGGGAUUGGUCAUUCUAAAGCCAUAGUUACAAAGAGGAGCUCAAACUUGACACUGCCAUCAAGUGGUUUAUAUUUCUGAACACAAGACAGUAGUUUUUUAUGGAAUGACAUCUAUAUUAUUACUCAUGAAACAAUCAGACAACUAUGGUAAUAUGGAUAUAGGUUCCAAAUUGUGACUUGUUUUCACAGGCUUGAAAGAGGUAUGUAGUUGUUAAAGAAAUGAUACCAAAACGAGAUGAGCACACAGACAUGGGGAAGACCAAGUAGUACUGUAUUGUAAAGUUGAGUACGGUCUUGACAUGACCUCUGACCUCCAGAAAUAGUUUCCUCUUAGAGGCUGAUAAUUAUUAUCUGACCUCACCGUUGUCUUGUAUGACAAAACAGUUAUGCCACACUUUUUUGUUUACGUAGUUAUACUGUAGGGCAACUCAUCAGAUCUAGACAAAAAAAUAUGAUUUGUAUGGAUUAUUUUGCUUUUUGAAUCUGAGAUAAUUGCCAGAUGGAUUAUAGUAAUGUUACUGUAACCUUCUAAUAUUGACCUUCCAUUUUUAGGUUUGAGGGAAUGUGGCAGCUUGAGAAAUAGAUGUUCUGGUUUGUCAGACUCUAAAGACAGAAAUCGUCUGAGUUGGAAGUGUGUUGAUUUUAAAUGAAAGUACAAUGCUUACCUUUUCGUGACAGCAGUGCAACAAUGUGUACAUUCUGUAACUUUGUAUCAGGUGUAGUGUCAGAAAGAAUGGGUACAGGUAGAAAGUAAACCUUGGACAAGUAAGCCUGAGCCUGAAUGGCCCGUAGGGGUAGUUGGACCAUAUGGUAUUAUCUGGCCAAAAGUUGACUUUAUUUAUGAACUACACAGUAUGUUGCAUUGGCAAACAUGUUGGUGCUAUAUUUUCAGUGUAAUCAAUUAUCAAGGUGUCACUUUGACAAGGUCAGAGAGUAUUUAACUUGAGAAGGAAACCUAAAUGAAACUUAAACCAUCUAUUCCUCACAUGAUACCAAUUUUACAUUGACAUCCUCUGUAUUCAUGUAUUGUAGUCUUGAAUCUAUUGUCCAGAGGCCUCUCUCCCACUUUUCUGAGCUUAGUGUCUUUUCUUUUGGGCAUGUUUAUUCUUUUUUUUUUCGGGGGGGGGGGCGGCGGCAAUUACAAUUACCGGUAUGUCAAAAAUGAGCUACAAUCAUCUACAAAGAUUUAUCCACUGAAUAUAUUAAUAGAGGCAUGUACAGUAGUCUGGCAGCCUUUUUAUAGGAUGUAUAAGCAGUGAAGAGUUUCUGAGAAUACUUGAUACUUUAUGAAAUAUUUAAGGUUUUUUUUGUACUUCAUACACAUUUCUAUCACUACCAAUUUGGAGAAAAUGUGAUUAUUCUCACUGCCCCAGACAUACCUUAGAGAAGCUCAAUAAUAUUUUUUACUUAUACAUAUAUAAUUACUUUUGUCACUUUUCAGCAUUUCUUUUCUCAUCAUGUCUCAAAGUGCCUUAUUGAUACCUGCUAGUGAUCAUUGGAAAUUAUGUAUUCUUUUUGCAUUAUGAGGUGUCAAUUCCAAAGAUAUGCGAUAUUUUGUCUUUAAAGACAAUGGAAUUUAUAGAUUUACAGAGUAUGUUGGCUAUAGUUGCAUAUUUGUACGGAAAUUGCCUUUGUACAUAAUGCUCAAUUGAAUUUGUAAGAAAUGAUUAUACCUAAUAUGGGAAAACCAUGCAAUCCAGGUAGAAUGAAUUAGUGAUGAUUUACCAGCCUUUUCUGUUCAAGAAGACACAAUGAAAACUAUUUUCCCAACAAAUGCCGUCUUGUGGUUGACUUCUUAAUAAAAUUUCAUCUGUG